Molecule: messenger RNA, 849 nt
Organism: Mesorhabditis belari
Lineage: Eukaryota; Metazoa; Nematoda; Chromadorea; Rhabditida; Rhabditidae
Source: the annotation of a GenBank genome assembly
AUGCAACCAAAAAGAUAUGAACGUCCAGCCUCGGUAAAUCUUUCUGAUGUUAGAAAUCUUCGGAGUCGAAGCGAAGGUGGAAGACUUAUUGAAGAAAGACCAAAAGAAGAGACACAAGAAUACAGCUGUAGAAUUCCGAUUCGUGUGGAACGAGUGCCAUUGCAAGAAAGCGUUCGCUCGACAAAUAAUCGUGUCUUUUUUCGAAGUCAACCCCCGCCUCAACAAAAAGUUUUAAACUAUUCGCCUGAACGGAAUCAAUCAAUCCUAGAACGGAAUCAACCCUAUCAAACACCAAAGUUUAAAUCAGAAACAUCUCUUGAAAAAGCAGCUACUCUUCAACAGGAAAAUGAUUCAUUAUGUGUAAAUUUGGGUGAACAUCGAAUUAGACCUGAUCUCAAUCAAUGGGAUCAUCAAAUCCUCACUCAACUUGGCGUAAACGAUUCAAGAAUUCGCUCAAAGAUUCUCACAGAACUGGAAAUUGUGAGAAAAGGGGGACCAUUGAAAGAUGUGCGAAACACUGAGUUUGAUCAGGUAUUAGCAUUUGAGACAGCUCUAACCCCAAGAGAUCUCUCUGUAACUGGCGGUAGAAUGGGAUGUCUUCAAGUAACGAAAGUUGACGGAUCGUGUCUUCCAUUUAAAGAAAAUGAUUGUCUUCUUGAGAUCAAUGGUGUGUCGGGGGAACAGUUUAAAUCAGCGUUGAUGCUCACAAAAUUCAUCAGUGAUGCGGAUGGGCAACCGAUUCGUUUUGUGAUUUUGAGAAGAAAAGAAAAAGAAGACGAUUCGACUAGCCAGACGGACUCCUCAUCCGGGAUUUCCUCAUCUCCUCUUACUCCCGUCGAAAAUGUCGUG